GGACCAGAAACAACCUGACAGACCUGAAAUAUUCACAAUGGGUGAACUUAGCAAAUACGAGUAUUUUGGUAUUUUAUUAUUUAUGUUUGUCUACCAUUAUCCGAGCACAAACUGUCUGGGUUAGUCGGCCCAUCUCCUAUAACUGAUAAUUACAUAAUAACCAAUAAAUUGUGUACGAUAAUUCUGGUUUUUUAUUAUUUAAACCCUUGCAAUUACAAAAAAGAAUAGUAACAAGUUUUAUUGUUAUUUUAAGAAGUCACCAAAGUUAAUUAUUUUUUAUAUUUAUUAAAGAUUAAUGAUAUUUUUAAGGAAUUAAAACAAAAAAAUAAACAUCUUCUCACGUGACAAUGAACACCAAUCAGAGAGCGUGACGUCAUAGAGUGCACUCGCCAUUGUUGUUGUUGACGUUUUCAUAGUAAACACAAGUGCUCUAGUAACUUUCCUAUUUUUUGCAUUGGAAGCAUCUAAUUGAUCAGUUUUAUCUAUUAUUCUUAGAGCUUAAAAUAAUUAGCGAUGGAGUCCGGAUUUAGUAAAGCAAACUCUACAUAUCUACCGAAAAUUGAUGCUGUUAUGCUCGGAUCAUUUUUCGCAACAAACAGUGAUUUUUACUCUUCGGAAUUUCGCAAUGUUACAUAGACGUUUAUGUAAGUAAAAACAAAUGUAAACCAUUUUGAAAUAAAUAUUAUAUGAAAUAAAUUCAAUUUCUUUUAUAAACAGAUUAUAUUUGUGAACAUAACAACUUUGAUUUUCACUGGUUUUUAGGUUAUAUGUUAUGUGAAGUAUUCAAUAGCUAAACAGUUGCAUUUAUUUUCAGAUCUUCUCGAGCUUCAUACGGAGACGAUGCUAUAAGCUACGUGCAGUUUAAACGUGACGCCAAAUUGUGUACUGUGAAGUGUAAAAUAUGCCCAGAACACAAAAUUUACGCAAAGCUCUAUGGAUGCACAUUAAUUAUUGACGAAGACAAUGACGUGAUUGUCUCGUUAAAAUGUGAUGACUGUAUUGCGUCAAAAGGUGGUUGCGAACAUGAAAUCGCUUUUUUAUUUUGGGUUCACUGUCGCAGCGAGGAACCAUCGUGCACAUCAACGGAGUGCUACUGGAAAAAAUCCAAGCUGUCAAGAGAUGGAAGUUCUUUGAAGUCAAUUACAGCCAAAGAAUUGUCAAAGGGCAGUCUCUUGUUGCCUGCACAUAACUCAGUUUAGUCUAAGUUUUUAGAAGAAGGAAGGAAGAGGAAAGAGGAUUGCGAGCUUUUAAAAUAUCAAUCCUUUUAUUCUCCAAGUGAUACAGAGCAACUCUCAAUGCACCAGCUGGUCUUAAAAUUUAAAGAGAAGUGUGUGGACACAUUUUUAAGUAAAGUUAUUAUAACACCAGUUUUAAUAGAGAAAUUUAUGGAAGUGACAAGUGGCCAAUCAAAGAGUAAUCUUUGGUUUGAAUUAAGAUAUGGUCGGCUAACUGCAUCAAGAGCUUUUGAAAUCCGUAGUAAAGACUCUGAUGGCACACUUGUAUGAUUAAUAUUAGGUGAGAGUUCCAGAAACAAAACAUAUGAAACGUGGUUAUGUGCUAGAAGACCAAGUGAGAAUGACUGUGGAAAAAAUGCUGGGCAAGAAAAUUAAGAAGUGUGGCCUGGUAUUGAGUUCUAAAUAUUCAACGAUUGCUGGUUCUCCAUAUGGGAUAUGUGAGGAUAGCAUAAUAGAAAUUACCAGUCCUAUUAGUUGUAAAAUUUAUGUCAAUUAUAUUAAGAAUGGCCAGCCUACAGAAAAAUGUAAUAUCCAAAUACAAUUACAAAUGUAUUUGACUGGGAAGAAAGAUGCUUUCUUUUGUGUAGCUGAUCCUGACUUUGCUAUAAAUAAAAAAGUGGAAAUUAUAAGUGUGCAAAUCAAUCAUGAAUAUAUGGAAAAAAUUAUCUGCGAGAAAUUAGUGCCCUUCUGGAAACGUAAUAUAUAUCCAUUAUUAUACAAGAGCGUAAUAUAAGAUUAAAUAUAUAAAAUAUAAGAUUAGAUAUUGGGAGGUCUGUAAUCUGCUUAAUAAAAAGCUUUUAAAGCAUUUAUUUGUUUUAUUUUAUUAAAGAGUUUUGCAAAUUAACUAAAGCACAUGCUAUAAUUAUUAUAUCAUCAAGCAUUUUAAUAAAGUUAAAAUUCAUACAAGCAAGUGGCUUUAGCAUACAAAAUUCUCGUAGUCGACGAAUGAUAUGCUCUAUAUGGAUUCUUAAGCUAGCUAUCUGUUUAGUUAACCUUGCUUCAUUUUUACUUAUUUUAAAUCCACUUUCAACACUUGGAGGUCUUACUAAUGUUACUCCUGACUUACAGAGAUAUUGCUCCACAUGUUUGAAACCUCUAUCUGCCAAUACACACAUACAAGGCUUUAUUGUCUUUAGAAAAUCACUUGAUUACACCAAAAAGGUGUCUGUUAUUCGGCCCCCAAAUCCAGGGGAAAUGUAAUUUAUUAAUCCAUUUGGUGUGCAGGAUACUAAAUAUUCAAUUGUAUUGGCCUUUUUAUAAUCUGGUUAGGGCUUGAUUUAUACUGCCUUGGAUGGUUUCUGCACCUCAAUUUCAAGGCAGUCAAUAAUACAACUCACAUUGUGAUAAUUGUGUCUAAAUGCAAAAGGUAAGGUUCAUUUAGUCAUUUCACUGUCUAGAUUAACGAUAAAAGGUUGCAUAACACUGGCUAUCAAAGGUAUAUUUUUAAUAAAUAUCUUACUCAAAUAUGAUGGAGUCAUUCCAUAAUCAUCUGCUAGUUGAUUAAAUGUACUAUCCAGCCUUAUUUUAUGCAAACAUAACAAUAGAUGAUGUUGUGGUAUAAUUUAUACUGUCUUUAAUUAUGUCUAUCAAGUAAUAACAAAUGUUUGAAACACCAAUGUACAACCGAGGCUUCUUCUCAAUUUUUCUUAGUGUGUUUAAUAGAGUCUCUAUAGCUAACCAUUUUUUAUCUUCUUUAAGUAAUUCACUACAGUCUGAUGAUGAUAUAAUUUGUAAUGAGUGCACUGAAGGUGAAUGACUUCUGGUGGCUGGUGUGUACAGAGAAAUAUCACUGUCCGAGUGGUUACCCUCAGUAAAUAUAUUUUUUGUUACUUUUCCCGCCUUGGAAGUUCUUGACUUCUUAAUAGUAUUUACUUUAAAUGGAGAAGUGAAACUUGAUACUAAUGAUGGUUUCAAUGGUGACAAUGCCUGAUCUUUGAAUUUGACUUGAGCUUGCACAGCCUUGCUUCUGAUUUUGUAUGUUACUACUAAUGCUUGUACUGACUUAUCUGCUGUUUUACUUAUGUUUUCUUGCACAUUUUCUUUGGUCAACUGGAAAUCUGAAAAUAAAUUAAAAAUUAUUAAAGUGAUACAACUUGUUCUUUGUAUUACUUACAUAUGUUAGAUACAUACUUGAAGUGAUAUCAGAAGUAUCUUUAGCUGAACUUGGUAUACAACUUUCAUCAUAUUCUUUCAGACACUCAGCAAUGGUCAUCAAUCUUUGUUUCUUCAAAAUGUCUGGCCGGUCUGUGCUGCUGCUUGUACGUUUUCUUCUGUCUUCUUGGCACUCAAAUUUCUUUGGAAUGCAACCUGAUUUCAUGCGAAUUUUCGAUACUUUCCCCAUGAAUUGGUAUUCUAUAUAGUUCAUCAUAUCAUUUGGCAUCUAAAAAAUUUAAUAAAUAUGUAUUCAAUAACAAAAUACAACAUAAAACUAAAUAAGUUAGAACCCAAUUAAACUCAAAUAAUUCAGUAAACAAAGUAUGCAUUAUUUGUUUAUGUUCUUCAUCAUUAUACAGGAAUAAUUUAAAACCACUGCGAAGAUUUUGUGAAAAUAAACUUUAAGUAAUUUAAAUAAACACGUAUUUUUUAUUUUGAUAUGUUCUAAUACUAAAAAAUAAAGUUAUCGCUUAUCAAAGAUCAAGAUUUUAAAACUUAAUUUAUGGACACCGCGCGCCGUGCGUCAGCUGAGCGCUACUCGUAGGUACCUAUCUACACGGGUCACUGAACGCUCAUUUUGUUAGAUUCGAACUAGAUUUUAUGCCAUGAUCUGAGGUGAUUUCUAAGAUUAAUUCCAAUUUUCCCUUCAUACUUUUAUGGUUAAGGCCAUCAAAAUACAAAAAAAAUAAAAGAAAAACAAAUUCAUUACCUAG
Messenger RNA from Diatraea saccharalis (sugarcane borer), 4102 nucleotides. Lineage: Eukaryota; Metazoa; Arthropoda; Insecta; Lepidoptera; Crambidae. The record is from the annotation of a GenBank genome assembly.